AUGGAGGAGCCAGACAAGGAGGCAAUGGCAACUGCAGUUCAGCGUGUAGCAGGAAUGCUACAGAGGCCUGAUCAACUGGAUAAAGUAGAGCAAUAUCGAAGGAGAGAGGCUCGAAAGAAAGCAUCUGUGGAGGCCAGGCUGAAAGCAGCUAUUCAGUCACAACUUGAUGGUGUGAGAACAGGUUUAAACCAACUUCACAACGCAUUAAAUGAUGUUAAAGACAUCCAGCAGUCCCUGGGAAAUGUUAGCAAGGACUGGAGGCAGAGCAUUAAUACCAUUGAAAGCCUGAAGGAUGUGAAAGAUGCUGUGGUCCAGCAUAGUCAGCUGGCAGCAGCAGUUGAGAAUCUUAAGAACAUUUUCUCAGUCCCAGAAAUUGUAAAAGAGACUCAAGAUCUUAUUGAGCAAGGAGCAAUGCUUCAAGCGCAUCGUAAAUUAAUGGACCUGGAGUGUUCUAGAGAUGACCUCAUGUAUGAGCAAUACCGUAUGGAUAGCAAAAAUACCCAUGACAUGAAUCUUAUUCAAGCUUAUUUUGGAGAAGUACAACAUCUGUCUGAUGAGUUGGCCAAACAGCUGUGGAUGGUUAUACAGAGAUCUAUAACCACUGUUCGCAAAGAUCCUACCUUACUUGUAUCAGUAGUUCGCAUUAUAGAGCGGGAAGAGAAGAUAGAUCGACGCAUGAUGGAUAGAAGGAAACAAACUGGAUUCAUUCCACCGGGAAGACCAAAGAAGUGGAAACAGAAAAUGUUUGAAGUUUUUGAUAAAACGAUUGGAACACGAAUUGAGGGUACUCAGGCAGAGACCAGAGAAUCUGAUAAAAUGUGGUUGGUUCGGCAUUUAGAAAAUCAUCCGUCGUUAUGUGCUGGAUGAUCUUAUAAUAGUCAAAAACUUGAUGGUGCAGUGUUUUCCACCUUCAUACAGCAUAUUUAGUAAAGUUUUGGAGCUGUAUCAUUAUGCUCUGGCUUCUCGGAUCCAGGAGUUAGCUUCAGAAGAACUUGAAGCCAAUGAAAUUGUCAGCAUUCUUACUUGGGUUUUGAACACCUACCAUAGUUCUGAAAUGAUGGGGAAUCUAGAAUUAGUUCCUGAAGUAGAUGUAAAAUUACUGAAACCACUUCUCUCUGAAGAAAUAGUGGACCAGCUUUUGCAUAAAUAUAUGGCAACUCUUCAGUCUAAUAUUAUUGCUUGGUUGAGAAAAGCACUAGAAACAGACAAAAAAGACUGGGAUAAAGAUACAGAACCUGAAGCGGACCAAGCUGGUUACUACCAGACCACAUUGCCAGCUAUUGUUUUUCAGAUGUUUGAGCAGAACCUUCAGGUAGCUGCUCAAAUUAGUGAAGAAUUGAAGAAAAAGGUUCUGCAUUUGUGCCUCCAGCAGAUGAAUACAUUUCUGAACAGGUACAGUGAACAAGCUCAGCUUUAUAAGGAAGAACAUUUGAAGAACCGUCAACUUCCUGCAUGCUAUGUUCAGUAUAUGAUCGCCAUCAUUAACAACUGCCAAACCUUUAAGGAAUCCAUUGUAAGUCUGAAAAGGAAAUACUUAAGAAGUGAAGAGGAUGUUAUAGCAUCUGGCUCAGCAAAUAUGGACUCCAUUUUAGACAACAUUGCAAGCGAGGGAUGCAGAAGUUUGUUGGAUGAAGUUUUUUUGGAUUUAGAGCAACAUCUGAAUGACCUAAUGACAAAGAAAUGGCUUGGAGGAUCUAACUCUGUAGAUACCAUAUGUGUCACUUUAGAAGAUUACUUUAACGACUUUGCAAAAAUCAAACCCCAUUACCAACAGAAAAUGACCAUCAAAGCUCACAGGAAAGUAGUAACGGAGUACCUGAAGGCAAUCAUGCAGAGGCGUAUUUGUUUCAGAAAUGCAGAAGAACGCAAAGAAGGAGCAGAACGUAUGAUUAAGGAAGCAGAACAAUUCAAAUUCUUAUUUAAGCGUUUAACUUCCGGAUUUAAUGAGGAGACAGAUGGACUAUGUGACACCAUUACAGCUAUUGCAGAGGUUAUAAAGCUUACAGACCCUUCACUUCUUUACCUAGAAGUCUCUACUUUGGUCACCAGAUAUCCAGAUCUCAGAGAUGAUCAUAUAGCGGCACUGCUAGCAAUGCGAGGAGAUGCAAGCCGAGAAAUGAAGCAAACAAUUAUAGAAACUGUGGAGCAAAGUCAGAGGCAACAAAGCUCAAAUUACACACCAAUAUUUAAAGAUAUAAUUGUUCCAAGCCUGCCAACUUUGAGUGUUCCAAAACUUCUCAAAUAA
Messenger RNA from Staurois parvus, 2245 nucleotides. NCBI's taxonomy places the organism in Eukaryota, Metazoa, Chordata, Amphibia, Anura, Ranidae. The record is from the annotation of a GenBank genome assembly.